AUGGGGCGCAGCUCUGGCAGCCGGAGUCGCGGGAGUGGCGGAUCUAGCCCCAGCUUGCCCCGGAAGCCCAAGGAAACUGGGACGGUGAACAGCUGGAAUGUGGAGCGACAAUUUGGCUUCAUUUCCUGCGAUGGAAACCGUUCAGACGUGUUCUUGCACGCGGAAGGAUUCAGAGAUGUAGAUGUUCGUGACAGGGUGAAGAAGAACGGCUUGAAACGCGGAGAGCGUGUACGAUUCGACCUGAAGGAGCCGGAUGGAUCCCGCCGCAAGCUGGAGGCGAAGAAUGUGGAGCUGGUUGAGGACGACCGGUCCCGCACAGACAGAGACGAGCGGCGGCGCUCGCGGAGUCGACGGAGGAGGCCCAGCGACUCGCGGCCAAGGCGUCGAUGA
Molecule: messenger RNA, 390 nt
Organism: Symbiodinium natans
Lineage: Eukaryota; Dinophyceae; Suessiales; Symbiodiniaceae
Source: the annotation of a GenBank genome assembly